Messenger RNA from Dermacentor albipictus, 2395 nucleotides. RefSeq names its product Hepatocyte nuclear factor 4 (gene Hnf4). Gene Ontology annotation, biological process: regulation of transcription by RNA polymerase II; cell differentiation; anatomical structure development. Gene Ontology annotation, cellular component: nucleus. The record is from RefSeq and is a predicted model, not a curated record. Lineage: Eukaryota; Metazoa; Arthropoda; Arachnida; Ixodida; Ixodidae. Gene Ontology annotation, molecular function: nuclear steroid receptor activity; RNA polymerase II cis-regulatory region sequence-specific DNA binding; nuclear receptor activity.
GGCCUGCCGUGAACGGCGAAAGCUAUCGGGCGCGUGUGAGUAAGAUAGUCUUCGCACAUUUUCUCCCAGUGUGGAUGAGUCAGCCGGAGUAAACUCCAAAGGGCUUGGUGAGCGAUACAGACACCCCUCACGGAGAGAGGACCGAUGAGUUCCAUCAGCCGGUACGAGAGCUACGCGUACGAGGGUCCUCCGCUGUACCUCGCCGGCCAGCAGGAGGACUACGCGUCGCUGCACGCGAUCGGCCAGCCUCUGGUGCUCGACCGGGCCGCGCUGAAGCGACGCGCCGACGAGCAGCCGAGUAGCGACUGCUCCUGCGGCUCCUCGCCCGACCUGUGGGCGCGCGGCCGGCGGCCCGCAGCAGCUCGGGAGAACGACUCGGAGCUGGCGUAUAGCGGCCAACAAGGCGGGACGUCUACACUGAGUCAGUUCUGUGCCAUUUGUGGUGACCGGGCGACCGGAAAACACUACGGUGCCGCCAGCUGUGAUGGCUGCAAAGGAUUUUUUCGACGCAGCGUCCGCAAGAACCAACGGUACUCGUGCAGUUUCAACCGGAGCUGCGUUGUGGACAAAGACAAAAGAAACCGGUGUCGCUACUGCCGCCUCAAAAAGUGUUUUCGCGCCGGGAUGAAAAAAGAAGCUGUGCAAAACGAACGCGACCGUAUCAGCAACCGGAGGCCCAGUUAUGACGAAUCUAAUAAUUCAACAGGACUCUCAGUCACAAAUCUACUCAACGCUGAAAUGUACUCAAGAAAUAUAUCCACUCCUGUAAGCGAAUACAACAUCACAAACAAAAAAGUUGCCAAUAUUGGCGACGUGUGCGAAUCCAUGAAGCAGCAACUUCUCAUUCUCGUUGACUGGGCAAAGUCGGUCCCCUCCUUCACGGAACUUUCAAUAGAAGACCAGGUGGCGCUGCUGCGUGCGCACGCGGGCGAGCACCUCCUGCUGGGCCUGGCGCGACGCUCGAUGCACAUAAAGAACGUGUUGCUGCUGGGCAACGACUUCAUCAUCCCGCGAGUAUCGUCCGAGGUUGAGAUCAGCCGUAUCGGGGCGCGCAUCAUGGACGAGCUUGUCACCACACUUAGGGAGGUGCAGAUCGACGACACCGAGUUCGCCUGCCUGCGAGCCAUCGUCUUCUUCGAUCCAAACACAAAGGGCCUCAGCGAGCCGCACAAAAUCAAGGCUCUGCGAUAUCAGGUGCAGACGAAUCUGGAGGAUUACAUCAACGACCGCCAGUAUGACUCGAGGGGACGUUUUGGCAAAAUUAUGCUCAUGCUGCCGACGCUGCAAAGCAUAACGUGGCAGAUGAUAGAGCAAAUCCAGUUCGCUAAGCUCUUCGGAAUGGCCAAGGUCGACAACCUGCUGCAAGAGAUGCUGCUGGGAGGCAUGGUUGGACCGCAGGCGUUCUACAAUCAAAGCGCAUCGCCGGACUGCCCGUCAGGAACGUCGACCUCGCCCCUGGCGCUCUCGAGUAGCAUCAUCCAUCAGUCGAUCCUGCAGAGCAGCGCGGGGCUCGAGAACCUUGCGAAUGGCCACCAGGGCCGCCGCUGUGAUGGCCACGAGUUGAGCACAGGCGGCGGUCUGCCGCAGCCGGACACCCCGAUACCGUCGCCGCCCGAGCCAGCCCCCUUCAAGCCCAUGCAAGACCUCGGCGUCCAGGCAUUCAAGACAGAGGUGCUGGAGACCGAGUCCACGUAUUAAGCGCGUGCCUAUCAUUGCAGGCGCACGCAGCGUGCUGCACGGUCUUAUCCUAGCGAGUUCCUCACACACACACAUACACACUGCCGAUGGUUGCACCUGGACUCUACAUGGAGCUGAGGCUUCCUGAUGUACAAAAAAAAAAGAAAAGCAAAAGCAACGCAAGCGUUUUGCUCUUAUAGCUCACGCCUUUUAUGUUCUGAAAGGAACAUGUCACUGUGCUUGUCAAGGACAAGGUGAUACCAAGUAUUUUCUUCUCAACACUUGAGUCUUUACGCAAAUCAAUCUGUAUUAUAGGAGAACAUAUUCGCUGUAUUUCUGUAUGCGAAAUGAAUGUCAGAAUAACAGCUCAUGAGAGUGUUGAAGUGUAAGUAUUGUACUAUCAUUUACUGUUUUUACCCAUUUCGCCAGCGCCGAACAGGAGGCGGUUGGUAAAACACACCGACUAUCCAGCCUCGGAAAGCCCAUUUCGAGGGUUUGUUGGACGUGGCUUCAAAGUGUUCCGUGCGUUAUUGCGAACUGGUCAUUAUACAUUUCUGGUCAUAUUGUAAAGAAGACGGAGUCACCGAGUAACUUUCAUGCAUACUUUUAUUAUAUUGAAGGCGAUUUCAAAGUAUUCUUGUGCAGAUGCAUGCACUUUGAAUAAAGUAUAUUGUAUUUUCCAACAUCUUUCUUAAAUAAAAUUCUCCCUGUCAUUCAA